Molecule: messenger RNA, 2265 nt
Organism: Aspergillus terreus NIH2624
Lineage: Eukaryota; Fungi; Ascomycota; Eurotiomycetes; Eurotiales; Aspergillaceae
Product: putative G-patch domain protein (TFIP11)
Exons: 1
Coding region: 1-2265 (754 amino acids)
Biological process (GO): spliceosomal complex disassembly
Cellular component (GO): U2-type post-mRNA release spliceosomal complex
Molecular function (GO): nucleic acid binding
Source: RefSeq, a predicted model, not a curated record
AUGAGCUCGUCCGACGAAGAAGAAGAGCGCCCGCGCAUGGGCAUGGGCUUCCGCGGCUUCCAACGCGCCGCCUCGAGAUCCGAAUCGCCUCCUGCGUCGUUUGGCUUGGGAAAUGGUCGCCGAACCCAGUCUACGACGCCUCGCGGCGGCGGCGGCGGUGGUGGAAACUCCAGCAAGCCCGCUGCAAAUUCCUUCGCCGCGCGCAUGAUGGCCAAAAUGGGUUACGUCGAGGGACAGGGUCUAGGUUCCAAGGGUGAGGGUAUCAUCAAACCCAUCGAGGCUCAGGCCCGACCGCAGGGUAUUGGUCUAGGAGCUGUCCGUGAGAAGACCAAGCAGGCGCGCGCGGAAGAAAAACGCGCCGCGGCGUUGAGGGGCGAAACCGUGGAGGAGGAUAGCUCCGAUGAAGAGCGACGACGACGCCAGCGAAAGAAGGAGGAACGGAAAAGAGAGAGUCGCAGUGGAACAGGGACACCGGUGGCUCGCGCGAAGCCCCAGUUCCGCACUGCGCGCGAAAUCGAGGCUGACAUGGAGGGGCUGGAAGUGCCGAAUGUGCUGAAAUCGUUGAUCGACGCGACGGGCAAGGAACAACGAGUGUUAACUUCGACGGCGGGUUUGAUGGCCCAGCAGGAGUUUGUCAACCAAGGCGAGGGGGAGGCGCUCAAAAUUGCCCGACGUGCGCGUCACGAUCUUGAGGCGUUUGCAGACGAGUGGAAAGGACUCACCGAGAGGAAGAAGUUCAUCGAUAUGGAAGAAGCCCAGAUUGUGGAACAACUGGAUACCACCCAGCUUCGCGCCGAGCAGCUGGCGGAGCUCGUGACGGCUGUCGCAAACCUCGAGAUCUUCCAGGACGACAGCGACAUUCGGGCCAAGGUCGACGAAGUCACCGACAAGCUCGAAUCCAUGGAGAUCAAAUAUCACAAUGACAUAGACGAGUACCGGCUAUCAGAGACUGCGGUUGCCGCCCUGCAUCCUCUGUUCCGACAGGCCAUGGAAGAAUGGGAGCCUCUUAAAGAACCGACUUUCCUCGUUUCAAACUUGCGUCGUCUGCAACCACUUUUAUCUCGGAAGAAGAAGGAUGACUAUGCCCCGCGUCAAUCGACAUCUCCCUACGAGACUAUGAUAUACUCCUUAUGGCUACCCCGUGUGCGAUCCGCCCUCCUCAACGACUGGGACAUGUUCGACCCGUCCCCGGCCACAUCACUGAUCGUCGCUUGGAAGGAUAUCAUACCCCAGUUUGUCUACACAAACGUGCUCGACCAGCUGGUGGUGCCCAAGCUCACUGAAGGAAUCAAGCAAUGGAAACCCCGAAGCAGCAGCAGACGUCAUGCUUCGUCACAACAGAACUCAUCCCGCUUCCCCUGGUGGUUGUUUACAUGGUUGCAAUAUCUGGAUGAACGCCACACCAAUCCGAAGCAGCCUACUGGUCUGAUGUCUGAUGCCAAAAGGAAGUUCCGUGUUGUUUUGGACAACUGGGAUCUCGACCGGGGUUUGAUCAGUGGGAUCGAGCUCUGGCGCGACGCUCUGGGAUCCGAGUUCGAUGUCUGUCUGCGCAACCAUCUUUUGCCACGGCUCGGUCGUCACUUGCGGGAAGACUUUGAAGUCAACCCCCAGGAUCAGGAUCUGUCUGCGCUUGAGGAUGUGCUGAAAUGGAAGGACUUCUUCAAACCUAAUGUCAUGGGGCUGCUUCUCGUCGCCGAAUUCUUCCCCAAAUGGCACAACAUCUUAUACAUCUGGCUCACGAACGACCCGAACUACGAAGAAGUUGGUGAAUGGUUUACUUGGUGGCGGUCUCAGAUUCCAGCCGGACUCAACGAGCUUACCAUUGUCGACGAUGAGUGGAACAAGGGCCUGCAAUCGAUGGACCUUGCGUCGCGUCUGGGCGACAAAGCCGCCACACAGUUACCUCCCCCACCUUCAACAAAAUCUGCCGCCGCGGCAGGUGCACAAGCCAUAUCGGAGGAGACGACCCUGCCUGCCGAACCGACACCCGCACCGCGCAAGCCGAAGAUCGUCGAAGAAGUCGCGUUCAAGGAUAUCCUCGAGUCUUGGUGCGUCGAACAAGGACUCAUCAUGCUCCCGCUCCGCGAGGCCCAUCCGCAGAACGGACAACCGCUCUUUCGGAUUACAGCCAGCGCUACAGGCAAGGGUGGUGUUGUUGCCUUUGUCCAAGGGGAUGUCGUCUGGGUACAGAACAAAAAGGCGAAGGACAUAUGGGAGCCGAUGGGUUUGGAAGAUCAGUUGGUAGAGCGUGCAGAGUCUCGAUGA